This is a messenger RNA of Closterium sp. Naga37s-1, 1653 nucleotides long. NCBI's taxonomy places the organism in Eukaryota, Viridiplantae, Streptophyta, Zygnematophyceae, Desmidiales, Closteriaceae. The record is from the annotation of a GenBank genome assembly.
AUGGCGGACAAUGAAGGCCCAUGGAACAACCAAUGGCACUUGCUGCAGCAGAGCCAGCAGCAGGCGGAGGAGCAGCAUUGGAAGGGAACGGAAGAGCAGCACUGGAGGGGAGCGGAGGAGCAGCAAUGGCGGCAGGAGGUGCAGCCACAGUUGUUUGGUCACCUUCUGGGUCAUCAGCAGUUGGAUGGGGAUGCUGGGCUGAGGGGCGGUGCAGACAUGGUCGAGCAAACGCAGCAGCAGCACCAACAGCAGCAGCAGCAGCAGCAGCAGCAGCAGCAGCAGCAGCAGCAGCAGCAGCAGCAGCAGCAGCAGCAGCAGCAGCAGCAGCAGCAGCAGCAGCAGCAGCAGCAGCAGCAGCAGCAGCACCAGCACCAGGAGCAGCAGCAGCAGCAAUGGUUCUCAAGAAACCCAAGCAUGGAGGAGCAAGCAGGAAGCGUUGCUGCAGGCCUGCUAGCAUCCGCACCCAUUCUGGACCACUCACUAGAUCAAUCCCCUUCCAAAGCCCUGAACUUGCUCUCUCAGAAUCACAACCACAUGGCUGCAGGCGCUGCAGGCGCCUCUGGCAACGCCUUGUCUGUUCAUCCCCAAACCCUCCUCCCCACAGCAGGCAGCAGCCCUGUCCAACCCCCCAACCACCUCAAAUCAAACUCCGAUUCAAAAUCCCUCUCCGGAGGCUCGGGAACGGCCCAGCCUGCCGAGCCUGACUCGGGGAACGCGGCGACCAGCGCCAAGCCUGCGUCCAACAGCUGCGGCGGGGACCCGAAGCUGUUCCGGGGGGUGCGGCAGCGGCACGAGGGUCGGUGGGUGGCCGAGAUCCGAUACCCUAAGAAACGCUCCCGCGUAUGGCUAGGCACUUUUAACACCCCGGAAGAAGCAGCUAGAGCGUACGACCGAGCUGCUGUGAAGCUACGCGGGCCUAAGGCGAGGACUAACUUCCCCCACCCUGCCCUGGCGGAAUGGCAGCCUCUGCCAGGGUAUGGGUCAGGGUUUAACGCUGCUGGAAGCUCUGUAGGCGGCCAGGGGAGGCAGGUUCAGGUGGUGGUGUCUGGGAGUGGUGGUGGGGAAGGGGGGUUGGUGGGGGGAGUUGCGGCAGGGGGGAUUGUUGGGGGGCAAACAGGGUUAGGCGGUGGGGGGGGUGUGGGGGUUGGUGGAUCGUUCGGUGGGCUGUUGGAAGGGCAAGGAGGAGGAGGAGGAGGAGGUGGUGGUGGUGGUGUUGAUGCUAGUGGCAUGAUCGGUGGUGGCAUUGGUGGUGGUGUUGGUGGGGGGAUGAGAGGGCCUGUGGGUGGUUUGGAUGGCACCACUCUGCAGCAGCUGCAGUCUUUGGGGAUUCCGCCUGCUGUCGUAGGUGCUUUGCAGCAGCAACACCAGUUGCAGCAGCAGCAGAAGCAGCAGCAGCAGCAGCAGCAGCAGCAGCAGCAGCAGCAGCAGCAGCAGCAGCAGCAGCAGCAGUUACAGCAGCAGCAGCAGCAGCAGCAGCAGCAGCAGCAGCAGCAGCAGCAGCAGCAGCAGCAGCAGCAGCAGCAGCAGCAGCAGCAGCAGCAGCAGCAGCAGCAACAGCAAUUUGGGGGCAAAGAGGAGAACAGUUGGAGAAUCAAGGAAAGCGAGCCAGAAGGGAGAAUUCGAAUGGAUCUGAAGAGUCAUCGACCGGGGUGA